GAGCAACAUACUAAAAUAUUCGCGUCUAUGUGCCCCGACGAAAUUCUCGAUUAUUACGACAAUUACGAAACCAGGGAAUACCACACGACGUUGAUGCUCGGCGAUGUUUCAGGCUUCACAGACCUCACGGAAAAAUACACAAAGACCGGCGUUGGCGGUCCCUCCAAGCUGUCGGAAACUUUGAACAGUUAUAUCGGCGCGAUGGUGCAGGAGAUCCUCUCGCAUAACGGGGACGUCGUGAAAUUCUCCGGCGAUGCGUUCAUAGUGAUGUGGAAGCUCCAAGAAGGGAUGUUUAUGCGCGAUAUCGCGACGGAAGCGAUGCAGACCGCGUGCAUUAUACAGAAACAUUUUGGAACUUACAACACUGACGUCGGUGUAACGCUCAGAGUAAAACUUGCCAUUGCUUCCGGGAUAACGUACUUCACGUCUAUUGGCGAUCCAGAAACGAUGUCGUAUUAUGUCAUCACUGGAAAACCUGUCUGGGAUGUAAAGUUUGCCGAAGGAUUAUGCCGAGGCGGUGAUAUUCUCGUGGCGCCCAGUAGCUGGCAAUGGGCAAAUCCUAACGAAUACGUCUAUGAGAAGUUACCGGAUGGUGUACAUACUUUAAUCAUAGCUUGCUCAGCAAUGUGGUACCACUCCAGAGCUCAUGAUAUUCACAAUGGUACUGGAAUCAAUAACAGAAACGCCGAACAUAACAGAAACUUUUUCGACUCAUCACAUGUCAAAGUGCCAAAUAGUGCAACCUUAAUGAAUUGGACCGGCGAUACUCAGAAAGAACAUGAUUUCGAGCAAGUCGAUUAUAGUCUGAGGCCUAAAGUCAUAAGGAUAGCCAAAGAGCGAUUAAAGGAUUCAUUAAGAAGCUAUAUGCUCAGACCAGUAAUACGAUCCGUGGAAAUGGACGAGCCGUUGGAGCAUCUUACAGAGAUGAGACAAGUAGUCAUACUCUUCAUCAACGUCAUCACGACGGUCAUGGAUAACGAAGAAUUGAUCUCGCUCGUUAGUGCGGCUUAUAAAUUAGUCUGCGGGGUAGUCUGCGAGAUGCACGGAUGCGUGAACAAGACGUCCCUCUUCGACAAAGAUCUGAUAUUCCUCUGCAUAUUCGGACUGCGCGGCGACAAACACGAGUUGGAAUCGCAGAUUGGAUUGAGAUGUGCCAGUAAGGUGCGGCAGCAUCUCCUAGCGAUGAGGAACGUAAAAUCCGUGACGAUCGCCGUUACCACCGGAAUGACAUAUUGCGGUGUGGUCGGUCACAUUUUACGGAGGGAGUAUACCGUGAUAGGAAUGUCGGUGAAUAAGGCAGCGCGUUUGAUGGUCGCAUAUAAUAACAAAGUGAUAUGCGAUCGCGAAAGCUUCCUGCGCUCUCGUCUCGAAGCAAGACACUUUAUACUGCAAGAGCCGAGACAUCUGAAAGGAAUCACGAACGUCGGUCCUGUCUAUGAGUUUCAGGAACAGACAAAAUUUAUUGCGCCUGAAUUAAUACGGAGAAAGUAUCCUUUGCUCGGACGGGAAGCGGAAAUGAAGAUUUUUCGACAGAUGCUAUCGAAUCUGAUAGCACAUUUCACCACGGACGAAACAACGCAGCACAUACAACCCGAACAUAUGUUGAUCAUAAAAGGCGAACCGAGAAUCGGCAAGACGAGAUUGUUGGAUGAAAUUGCACAGAAUAUUCCCGCGGGUGUAUCACGCAACUAUAUCUCCUUGGUUAUGAACGAUGCUAAGGUUGACAUAGAAAUUGCAAGAUUUUUCAACUAUCACAUAUUUAAUUUAAUCGAUUAUGUUUCUUACAGUUUGAUCCAUCUGAUAUUUUCUAUACCGCUGGGCUUCAACGACGCCACUGCCCCGAGAGACCGCGAAGAAAUACUGAUGUCACGACUGGAACAUGUAUACGAACCAGAAUUUCUUUGCGUCCUUAAUCAGCUCUUCAACGUGCAUUUCAUGAUGAGCCCGCGCUACAAAGCGCUAUCCGGGAAACAAAAGCGCAAAGUAUUGAGCAAUUUUCUGCUUAAACUGAUGAGAGAUUGUUUUAAGGAGCUAUGGGUGGUGAUCAUCGAUAAUGCCCAGUAUAGUGACAAUGAUUCCAUGAAACUGUUUCGUACGAUGACCAAACAGAGCACAGUCUUCUUCAUUCUUAGCAUCGGACGCGAGCUCAACGGCGAGUACGAAAUACACCCCACCGUUUUGGAGAGAGCACGAAUUAUCGAAUUGGGUCGCAUAGACAAGUGGUAUCACGCAGCGCUCGCAUGUCAGAUCCUCGACGCAUGUGGAAUUCCUCCGGAACUCGAAAGAUUAAUUCAAGAAAGAAGUUUUGGCAAUCCAGGAUGGAUAGAAAGUUACUUAUUGAGCCUCACACAAUCUGGUAGCCUCGUAAUAGUGCAUAUCAGCAAAAUGAUUGCCGAGGAAAUGGGCUAUAUUUUUGACUCGUUAACACCGCUGGAUCAAAUGUUAUUAAAAUGCGCGUCGGUGUUGGGAGAAAUUAUUAAUAGAAGCAUGCUACAGUACCUAAUGGAAGAUAAAUCUAUAAGGGAAAUUGGACUCGCCGUCAAGAAACUCUUCGAGAUUCGAAUCUUUGGAUGCGCGCGGGGCGAUUUUACUACGAGCGGCAGACCGCUGGUAUUCUACAGAAAUAUAAGGAAACCUAGUCUCGAGGCAGAAACUGCGUGCGAAUGUGUGGAUCUUAUGAUACCAGAGGAACUAACGGACUUGCCGCGGCACGCGUCUUGCGGUCUGAUGCAUUUCAAAAUGUCGAUGUUCCGCGAAACUACUUAUAGAUCGCUCACGGAAACUCAAAAAAUGGAAUUACACAGCAAGGCAUUAAAAUAUCUUCGGCAACAUACCAAACGAUGUAUGGCUUGUGGCGAGAUACAAUUUACAAGAUUGUUAGGAAAAACGGCCGCGCAAGAAACUAGAAGAACAAAAUUAACUGUCGACGUCGCCGAAAUGCAUCAACUUGAAGAAGCAACUUACACUCUCAAAGAAGAGACAGAAAACGAUAUGGAACAGGUAACAGAGAGAACACCGAUUUGCCUCAAUAUUUUUCAAAAAGUCAGAAAACCCACCAAGACCUUUUCUAACGUUGACUUCGCCAACUGUCAAUGCCAUCUUAUUUUAACAACUGUCUACGCUCAGAUGUUGGAACAUUGUCUAGGAAUCGGAAAACAAGAUAUGAUUUUGACGGCAAUUUUGGAGUUUGUGGAGAUUUGUUUAGCGAGUAACAACGUACCUCAAGCUCGCAGACUUCUGAGUGACGCUGAAGCUCUGCUUCAACAAAUGUUCGAGACUAACGAGGAGAAAUCGAUAGUCUUGCUUUUUCUCACCGCAAAAAUCCAGACACUUCAAGGUAAAUGCCAUUUGGAAAGCGGAUUACUUUCCGAAGCAAGCAAGAAGCUGAACGAGGCAAUGACCAGUCUGGGCUACAAUUUUCCGCGCCGUAAAUUCACAAUCGAUUUGAAGUCGACGAUUCAACUCGAACUGCUAAGAUGGAGAUUGGUCUGUCCCAAGCGUUGGAAAAUUGACACUACCGAUGAAUUCACUACGAAUUAUAUCGAGCAACUGGCUAAUUGCUUGGCAGAGAUGUUUAACGUAUUUAGAGGAACGAAGGAAAUGAAGAAACGUGCACGACUAGCAGCCAUCUGGGGCUUAAAUGCUGCGCUGGAUGCAUCGAAUGAUUUUUUCACGCUCUGCACUUCGUUCACGAAUAUGAUGAUCACUGCGCAUGUCUACCAAACCAAGUCAAUCGUUCCUUAUUUGGAAAAACAGGCUCUCAGUAUUUGUGCAAAGAAAGGAGAUUUGCUCGAGUUUCAAGAGCUCAAAGCCAUUGCCGAACUUUAUGCGGGAGUAUUUUUCUCGCGAUGGUUGAGAGGAGAGAUCAGCAAAGCAAUCAGAAUCGGCUUUAUCACGAUGAGAAUGGCGCAAACUAUGGAUUCCGUGUUUCUUAAGUUGCUCAUACUACCGAGAUUAACGCACUUGCUCAUGAUCUCGUGCCGUCAUUCGGAAGUCGUCACUUUGCUGAGAGAAUUAGAAUUCGCAUCACGAAACAAUUUGGAUAAAUCGGGUCGUACUUGGUACUACGCCACGUGCGCUGAUGUGCAACUCGACACCGGUCUCACAGUUCUCUCGUUUCAAAAUUGCGACGAAUAUUAUCUUCAGGAAGGAGAGACUAUAGUUAGCCUACACGAUCCCGAAGCGGAAAGACGAUAUUUUACCUCCAUGUGGUUGUGGUGCGUCAGAACGCAGCAGUGGGAAGCUAUGAAAGUUUGGAGCAGCAGAAACGUGACGGCCGAGAGUGUGGUGGACGAGCAUAAGGUGGCAGCGACGAUUACCGCGUUGAAGAAAAUUGAGGGAUUGCUAAUUUUGUACGUAAGGGAAGUUACUAACAGGAACAUAAACGCAUUGAGUACGCUAACGGAAAUUAAGCAUGAAUUCAGGCAUAUCAAGAAUAUGACAAAGGUCGUAAAAAUUGCAAUUCCCAGGUAUAUGUUGAUGAAAGCUUAUUAUUAUAUGAUACAGUCGCGAAAAAGUGCUGCAAUAAGUAUGCUACAAAAAACGAAAAAAUUGUCUAUAAAAGUUGACAAUAGAAUGAUCUAUGCGUGGGCAAAUCAUUGUCAGCAGGCUUGGCUGGGUGCCAUAUCUCCCAUACAGGAGGGCUUAUGGAUAGAAAAGACUAUGAAGCUACAUGAUAAAUGGGAUGAAGUAAAUGCCAACGAUUCAACGAUGGUUCCUUUUACACUUCCAUUACCAAAAUAUAUGUUAUAAAUAUUUGUAAUUUUAAUGCA
Temnothorax curvispinosus is the source of this 4772-nucleotide messenger RNA. RefSeq names its product adenylate cyclase type 10-like. Gene Ontology annotation, biological process: cyclic nucleotide biosynthetic process; intracellular signal transduction. The record is from RefSeq and is a predicted model, not a curated record. Gene Ontology annotation, molecular function: adenylate cyclase activity. Gene Ontology annotation, cellular component: cytoplasm. Bases 28 to 4752 code for a protein of 1574 amino acids. NCBI's taxonomy places the organism in Eukaryota, Metazoa, Arthropoda, Insecta, Hymenoptera, Formicidae. The transcript has 27 exons.